AUGGAUGGGAUAACAGUGGCGCAACGAAGGAGGAAACGAUUAGAUGGGCUCAUCACCUUAGGAGUAAGCGAUACUGUCGCUUUUAUUCAAGAACUCACUGACACGUUGCAAGGAGCAACGAGCAGCCGCGAAUGUCUGGAGCGUAACAAAACAGCUCUGUAUCAAUGGGUACAUAAGACGUCCAAUGUGAAGCUACGUAAGAAAGAUGUCAUGGUUUUACACUACAGGGUUGCCAGCAUGCUGGAUAUGCUAUCACCGCAGGAUACUGCAAGGCUGGCGUCUGCAAUCGUCCAUCUGGACAGACGUCUAGCUCUGUUAUACAGCCCCUUGGUGGACCAAUAUUGUGACAUGUUGGAACAAGGCUUAGAAGGAGCUGAGGAUGACACUGAAAUGCUAGUGUCAACAGCCCUAAUGCUAACCAGCAUAGAGAUUAUGAUCAGGGUUCAAUCGCAACAAGACAAAUCUAUACAAGGCUCUGGUAGUCGUUACAGGGUCAAGCCUCAGGGACGUGAAAGCUGUGAAAUGCCACAGAUAGAACAGGGUUACGCGGCAGGCAACAAUCUAUUCGAUCCCGCAGACAGUAGUCAAGCACCGCACCAAUGCAUGUAUGAUGACAACAUAGCUGAUGAUGAAGCAUAUAUUUUCAAGCAAGCAUUGCGCUGUGGACAAUUAAUCGCAAGUAGAUUGGCUCGGUACUUAGAAGAGGUUGAGACGGUUGAUCUAGAGCUCAUGAUUUUGCUGGCGCAGGUCUUGGGAAACAUCAGCAUACCCGUGGCCACGGUAUCUGAAACUGUAUUUAGAAAAAUAGAUGUUAAUGCCGUGAACGAAACGCAAUUAUGCGAGUUCAUAUACGCUUGCGCAUUGGCCAUGGAUAUCCACAAGGUAGACAUAGAGGAUGUUAUGGACGAAUGCAUGGCCAAGUUGUCGAAACGCUCUAUUCACAAUGAUUUAGCACUGGAUACCAGUGGGAUAGCGAAGGCUUUCCAUGCUUUCUACCUAACUGGUAAAUUAGAUGCUGAGCUCAUGGGUACUUUGGCAAACCAUAUAUUGUCAAAUAAGGUGACAUUUGAAAACAAUGCCGAUUUUUACCGUAUAGCUAUACCGCUUGCAAUAAUCGGGCAGCUUUCCAGCCAAGACAUUUGCCAGUGGGUAUUGACCCAACUAGCGUCAAACGUCGAAGAGCUCAGCAAGGACAGAUCACACUUCCUAUUCCUUCUGACAAGCAUCGCCAACAAUAUCCGAGUCGUUUGGAAGCCUCGCAGUAAAUUGCCGCUACAUGCAGUAGCACUGGAAACUGAUAUAUAUGAAAAAGCUGAGAUGUUUCUAAGACAGCAAGAUGGAGAAAAAAAUUAUUUCCCCAGUACAAGAGCUGCAGUGUUACAUUUGAUAGAAACAGCAAACUCAUUUAUCAAGACCAGCAGUAGCGAUGAGUUCGUACAGAUAUUGUUGCUCAAUUGUGUGAGGAAUUUCAAGCCAGAUUCAAGGGUUAGGUUCGAGCUUCUCAACGAAUGCAAGAGGAGGGUGAACGAAAUUACCUGUGGAGGGAUUCCACAGGUACUCCAGACACUCUUCACACUAUUCUCGCCGAAUGCACCGGAACUCAUAGAAGCUCUGACAAUCUACCUAGAUCGUGUGUUGGCAGAAAUUACAACAUACAAUAGUGCCAGCACAAAACAAAUAGAUGGAUCACGAUUGUUCUCUCUGACGUUCAUGCAAGAUAUUAACCUAUUGGGAAAUGUACUCUCCGUAUUUGAUAGGUGUAACCUUAAUAGAGGGGACCUAGCAGCACAGGUUAUCGAAAUGCUAGAACGUUCGAGUUUCCAACAGCUGGAAACCGCCGAAAAUCAGACUCUAAUAGAUGUUUUACACUACUUGGCAUUUUCCCUAGACCAACAUGAUGCCAUAGAUGUCAUAGCGAUAUUGUUGCAGCGAAGGCUACAGCAAGGUACCGAAUUCUCAGCUGGACAACUGGCAGCUAUAGCGGAGUGCUUCAUAGCAGCGCCGAUGGCAUUGAACCCACUUAGACACAAGGGUCUCACAGAAGUAAUACGCCAAAAGGCAACCGAAUCUAAAGGAGAAGUCAAGGCACUAAAGAAGAUACUUAGUAAAGUUGGAUAA
Babesia sp. Xinjiang is the source of this 2118-nucleotide messenger RNA. RefSeq lists its product as uncharacterized. The transcript has 6 exons. Lineage: Eukaryota; Apicomplexa; Aconoidasida; Piroplasmida; Babesiidae. Bases 1 to 2118 code for a protein of 705 amino acids. The record is from RefSeq and is a predicted model, not a curated record.